AUGGGAGCGAAGCGCUCUCGAGGGCGGCCGAAACUGACGGUGCCAACAGUGGCGACAAACUCUACGCCGGCGGCGAGUCAAUCGGAGGCGACAUCAGAGAAGCAUGUAGAUGAUGAGAAAUUGAACAUAAGUCAAGACGGAAAAGCAACUCAAGGAGUAAAUGUUGAAACCCUAACGAAGACCAAAGAGGAACCUGAACAGAGACGAUUAUGGGUUGAUGUUAUCAAUGAUAAUCGGAAUCCUGCAAAAGGGAGAACUAUAGAGUAUAUUGCACCGAUGGUGACUGAUGGUAAAAUUGAAGUUGAGAUCAAUGAUGACGAUGUAAUAUCGGAACUCCAAUUAUGGGAAAAUGCUUUGAUCCUGUAUGUGCUCGGGGCUGAUCUGAGUAUGCACGCUAUCAAGAAUUUUAUGCAAAAGGUAUGGAACUUUGUUCAAUUACCAGAUUUAUACUAUCAUGAUGAGGGAUAUUUCAUACUACGAUUCAAGGAUUCUGAGGAUAUGGACUCGGUUUUGAUGAAGGGACCGUAUUCCAUUCGAGGUAUGCAUGUGCGGAUCAAAGAAUGGAACCCUGAAUUCAAUCUUAAGAAGGAUUUGAUGCGAACUAUCCCUAUCUGGAUUAAGCUUCCAAUGCUCCCUCUGCAACUUUGGGGAGCCUCAAGCCUUAAUAAGAUAGGGAGUGCCUUAGGAACCCCCUUGGUGACGGAUGAAUGUACGAAUCAUAAAUUGACAGUAUCCUAUUCCCGAAUUUUGGUUGAGGUGGACAUUACCAAGAAAUUGCCCAAUGAGAUAACUAUCAAGGAUAGCAGAGGUCAGAAAAAGAAACAAGUGGUGGAGUAUGAAUGGCGACCUAAAUAUUGUGACAUGUGCCAGCAAGUAGGACACCAGUGUGCUGAAAAACCAAGAGUUAAACAAUGGAAGCCAAAAAUGCCUGAGGAGAAGAAAUCUGAACCAAUCAUUGAGUUAAUGCAUACUCCAAAGGAACCAAGUAUUGAGGUCAUGACUACCCCAAAAGACAGUCAUAAGGAGAGUGCUGAAGCAGUUGAGGAGAAGGAAUGGACAAAAGUUCAGAAAGCUGCGAGAGAUAAAGGUAAGGGUCACUUGUUCCCUGAAACAUCACAGCAAUUGAAUUGUUUAAAUGGUUUUGAUGCACUGGGGGCUUUGAUUGACCACCAUGUGGCCGCUGAGAUUAUAAUACUUCUUGAGACUAGAGUGAAAAAGAGUAAUGCUAAGACAAUAAGAGAGAAACUGCACUGGAAGGGUAGCUUUAUUGAUAACUAUGAUCAUCAUGCUAAUGGUAGAAUAAGGCUAUAUUGGGAUAAUAAUAAAGUUGACAUUCAACAUGUAAGUAGCUCUGAACAAUAUAUUCAUUGUGGUGUUUAUGAUAUGAUGGGGGGAUUCAAAUUUUGGUUGACUGCCAUUUAUGCUUUGAAUCAGUUGGAACAUAGGAAAAGAUUAUGGAGGAAGAAGAUUAACUUGCAGAAACAGUUCAAGGGGUCUUGGUGUGCAGUGGGAGACUAUAAUAAUGUUGCUAAUGCAAAUGGUAGGAUUGGUGGUAAAAUGGUGGUAGAAGCUGAAUAUAUGGAUUAUAAUGAUAUGCUUCGAAUCACAGGGCUAUGUGAAAUGGAUAGUAAGGGUGAUUUUUUCACAUGGUCUAAUAAGCAAUGUGCUAAUCCAAUAUAUUCAAGAAUUGACAGGAUUAUUGCUAAUGUGGAGUGGUUGCAAGACAAUGGUAAUCUCCAACUGAAUGUGCUAUCUCCUCACAUUUCUGAUCACUCUCUAUUGUAUUUGAGUGAUCCCAUAAGGCCUAGACAAAGAAAGAGGCCUUUUAGAUUUUGCAAUAGCUGGACUAGUAUUGAGGGUUUUCAGGAAGCUGUUAAGGUUAGCUGGACCAAACCUAUGACUGGUAGACCUAUGGAGGUUCUAUGGAAGAAAUUAGCUAGGCUCCAACCUGUUCUCAGAACCUUGAAUAAGCCUAUGACUGACAUGCAUAUGAAGAUUGCUGAAGCCAGGAAUAAGCUUGAGCUGGCUUAUAAUGACCUCAGGAAUCACCAAAUGGAAGCUCACAUAAUGGAGAGGAUUAAAAUUUGCACUGAAGAUUUGAUUAAAUGGAAUGACAUGGAGGCAACUAGUCUGAUGCAAAGAACCAAGAUAAACUGGAUAAAGAUGGGGGAUGAGAAUAACACCUACUUCCAAGCUUAUCUGAAGGCUCGUGAUAAUACUAAAAGUAUUCAAUACCUUCAAAAAGAGGAUGGGAGUACUGUGACUUCCCAAUAG
Messenger RNA from Vicia villosa (hairy vetch), 2274 nucleotides. RefSeq lists its product as uncharacterized. Bases 1 to 2274 code for a protein of 757 amino acids. NCBI's taxonomy places the organism in Eukaryota, Viridiplantae, Streptophyta, Magnoliopsida, Fabales, Fabaceae. The transcript is spliced from 2 exons. The record is from RefSeq and is a predicted model, not a curated record.